UGCAAAGUGUGCUUUCGUUCACUAUGAGCCACCGGGGAGUACAUCAUUAUUAUUCAUAUAUUGGCAUGCGUACAUACACGUACCUAAAUGCCAACCAAUGGUGAUUGAUGUGUUAACCCAGAUUUUUUUUGUCCACAAAGUUAAAGUUAGCUGACACGUGGCCAUUGGGGUAGGAUGACACGUUACUGUGUACAUGCAUUUGAGUGUACUUGUGACAUUUAUGAGACGCAGUGAGGGCAGCAUAUGCGGUUCGUGUUUACAGAUAAAUUGUAAACGUGGCCAGCAUGGGCGCAGGAACCAUAAUGGAAAUACGUUAUAAAACCCACACAGAAGGGACAAUGGUUGGUUUCGCCACUAGAAAUGGACUGUUUGUCAUUCUUGUGUUCAGUGUGAUAACGACAAUAAUACUCAUUGCCCGGAUGCACGCACCUCAAUUUGAUUUAAUUGACGAUGCAUCAAUAAUCAAGUUGUAUGUACGAGGCAAAGGCGAACAGCGACAACUGCGGUUGAGUGAGCUAGUAAAUAUGGCAAGAGCGCACAAUAUUGUGAUCAAAUAUCCAACAACGUCCGUUUUAUCUUCAAACUUAAUCGUUUUAGAAAACGAUUCGCCAAGUUUGCCUGACCGCAUUCUUGGAAAAGAUUCUAAUGCGAAUUCUGUCAACAUUGUCGAAAAUGACAGAAAAGUGUAUAGUCCGCCUGUAGUCCUGGACGAACAUCUUCCUAAAUCUUCAAUGAAUAUACCUCAAAAGGAACGCGAUGUGCGUGAGCCGAAAGUCAAUAACCAAGAAAACCAGAAAGCAAAGAUGACUUCUUUAUAUCAGAGGUUGGCGAUAAACACCAAUUCAUAUUCGUUCAGUGACCUAGAACAGCUCAAAGAACAACAUGAUCUUAACGUUCGAACAAACCAUGUCACUGGGUCGCCUCUUGUUGAGAACUGCCAGAGACAUACAAAUAUAGUGUUUCUAAAAACACAUAAAACAGGAAGUGACACCACGUCUCAGAUAUUCAUACGAUUUGCAGACACCAAGAACUUGUCCAUUGUCUUACCCACGGCAGCAUGGAGUCUUGGAUGGCCUUUUGCAUUUGAGGAAAAAGACUACAUACAUCCUCCAGACAAUGCCAAGUUCAAUAUUCUGUGUCUGCAUUGCGUGUAUAACAGAAGCGCUUUUGAUAAAAUCAUGGCAGAUGGUACGAAGUAUGUGACUAUCCUACGUGACCCGUGGAAUCAAUUCAAAUCGUCAUUCAGUUAUUUUGGAUGGAAAAGACUUGUUGAAAAUGCAGUGGGAAGUACCUCGCAUCAUUUAGAAAAGUUUCUUAAGAAUCCUGGACGAUAUUACGAUUGGGAAAAUGCUAAGAUCAAUAAAUUCGUGAGGAAUUUCAUGUCAUUCGAUUUGGGAUUAUCUCCCAUGUACUUUGAUAACGUAAACGCUAUCAUGAAAUUUGUGGGCUCAAUAGAAAAUGACUUCGACCUUGUGAUGAUUUUGGAAUAUUAUGACGAAUCCCUGAUUCUCUUAAGACGAAUGUUGUGCUGGAAACUUGAAGAUAUACUCUACGUGCCUAUUAACGUGAGAAAAAAGAUCACACCCGUUCAAUCGUAUGCCGAACAAUUAUAUCGUCACUUCAGUCAGGCUGAUUUCACCCUGUACGAGCACUUUAAGAAAAUAUUCCUACAGCGUCUGGGGGAAUCACAUGAAAUCCGCGAAGAAGUUGGCUAUUUCAAAAAGAUUAACUUAGACUUUUUACUUUUCUGUAAGCAAGUGGUAAGAGAUAUUUCCUUGUCAUUUGAGGUAGAAAAAACAAAAUGGAAUGAUGCAUUUAAACUCGACGCGUCUUACUGCACUAAGUCAAGAUUUUAUAUCCCUGAUUAUGUUCAUGAAUUAAAACAAACGCGUUAUGGCGUACGUGCGACGGAACCACACAAAAAUGCAACAUAUUGGCCUCUCUAA
Molecule: messenger RNA, 1946 nt
Organism: Saccoglossus kowalevskii
Lineage: Eukaryota; Metazoa; Hemichordata; Enteropneusta; Harrimaniidae
Biological process (GO): glycolipid biosynthetic process
Cellular component (GO): membrane
Molecular function (GO): galactosylceramide sulfotransferase activity
Source: RefSeq, a predicted model, not a curated record